GUAACAGGAGCUCUGGACCUCUGGACAAACAGUAAGCUGACGGCACUUCUGGAUGCCAAGGAGUUUAUCUAAACUUACUAAAUGUGUCUGAUGUUUCAACAAACUGGAUUAAAUCAAGGUCUAGACGCGGAGCUUUUUACGAGCCAUGAUGUCCACAAGGAGAAGAAGAAUCAAGCCUGUAGAUGAUGCAAUGACAUAUAUUCUGUCUUGCACUGACAAGUCUGGAUUUAUGUCAAGACUCGUCGACAGUUACAAAGGAAGAGGAGUGUUUGCCAUGCAGCCCAUUGAACCAGGGGACUUUGUACAUCAGAUGUUCCACAAGGAAUCAAAGCCAGAUGAGACUCAACCACAGGUGACAGACCCUCAGACUCCUGCAGUAGAGACAGAGACCAGCCCUGUACAUCAGAUGUUCCACAAGGAAUCAAAGCCAGAUGAGACUCAACCACAGGUGACAGACCCUCAGACUCCUGCAGUAGAGACAGAGACCAGCCCUGUACAUCAGAUGUUCCACAAGGAAUCAAAGCCAGAUGAGACUCAACCACAGGUGACAGACCCUCAGACUCCUGCAGUAGAGACAGAGACCAGCCCUGUACAUCAGAUGCUCCACAAGGAAUCAAAGCCAGAUGAGACUCAACCACAGGUUUUUACUGUCCAAGGGUUUUCGCUCGUUGAUUAUUCAGAAAGUGAUGAAACUGAUGAGGACUUUAUGGAGAACAAAAGUCCCACUCCACACCGUGAUGUUCUCAGGAAGAUAACAGAAAACACUCUGAUGGAUAGUGGACCAGAGGUUUCUAAUCAUUCGUACGGUUCAGAAAGUGUUGUGAACGAAACCUGCGAUGAGGCUUCUCCAAGCAACCAUUCCAACGAGCAAUCAGAUAAUGUACUUGUUCCAUCACUGAGACGCACAAAAAGUCUCAUGUGGGAUAGAGUACAAGAUUUUGCUGGGUGUCUCUACGAUUCAGAUGACGACAGCACAGAGGGCACUUCCAUUUCUAAGCCUGAAAGGGAUUCACAGAGGCUGAGAAGAAGCUCUUGCCACCCUACGUCAGUCUACCAGGAGAACAGAGGUCAGAAGAUGAGGAGAGCAUGUCAUCCCUGCAAGAAUGUACCUCCACAUCACAUGUCCAAAGCCAGGCAGCGUCUUCAACAGAUGUCAGUAUGCCAGAACAACAGUGGUCAGAAGAUGAGGUCAGCAUGUCAUCCCUGCAAGGAUGUACCUCCACAUCACAAGUCCAAAAAAAGAGUGUGUCCACAAGAAAGAGAGGUAAGCAAGCUGCUGUACAGCGUUGGACAACAGAGGAGAUUGCUGCAGUAGAAAAACAUCUGAAGAAGUUCAUUGUGAGGCAAGAUGAUCCAGGUAAAGCGACUUGUGAGCGCUGCAUUUCUGUAGUACCGCAAGCGCUGCAAAAAAGAGACUGGAAAGCAGUCAAGUAUUUCAUCAAAAAUAGAAUAACUGCCAUGAGAAGAAAAUUGUAAUGAAAGCAGUUCGCUGAUCGGGAGUAUGGAGACAUGUUUUCAGUUUGCCCUCCAACACUUUUUUGUUCAAGGUCUGUUUUGUUGUAUUGUUUCCACCUGUCUCUAUAACGCAUUAUAAAUAUAUUUAUAAUGACCUUAUAGCACUGUACACAUAUAGUUAUAAACGCUCAUCAAUUAUUAUAAU
Messenger RNA from Notolabrus celidotus (New Zealand spotty), 1660 nucleotides. RefSeq lists its product as uncharacterized. Bases 146 to 1315 code for a protein of 389 amino acids. The transcript is spliced from 12 exons. NCBI's taxonomy places the organism in Eukaryota, Metazoa, Chordata, Actinopteri, Labriformes, Labridae. The record is from RefSeq and is a predicted model, not a curated record.